AACAAAAAUUGUAAGGAAACUUUUCCACGCAUGUAUUACAAAGAGUUAGCCGAUGUCCAAUUCUUAUCAUUCCUUUUCAGAUUCCGCAUGCACGAAUGUAACCUUCUCCUAGCGACGCCUGCGUUGGAGGAGGGCAUAGAUCUGCCGAGAUGCAACCUCGUGUUGAGAUGGGACGUGCCGCCGUCUUACCGCUCGUACCUCCUGUGCCGCGGUCGCGCGCGCGCCCGCUCGGCCGCGGCCGUGCUCAGCGGCGCCGGCCACGGACAGACCGACCAACUGCUGAGAAACGUCGCUAUAUACAGAGAAUUGGAUCAGAUAAUAACAAGGAAAUGCGGAUGCGGAAUACAGAACGAGCCUCCGCAGGAAGAGGAUCAUGCGGAUACACUAAACAACAUCAUAAAGCCAUACGUGCCUGUAUUGUUAAAAAAUCCAAAUAAAACCACAAACUUCAUCGAAAACAAAGCACAAGCGGUGAAAACAGAAAGUAUCGAAAAUGAGUCGAAAAAAAAUUCUGACAAAAGUGAUUCUAAGAAUUCAGACGAAAAUGAUUCUAAGAGUUCUGACACGUCAGAUCCUACUGACACGUCAGAAGCUCUCGUCAGAACGGAGAAUAAUCUGAAGAACGAGAAUCUAGUAUGUAACAAAUGUACGGGCGUGAAACCUUGUGCGAGUGCGGAGUGUUUGUGCGUCAACGGUUCUGACGUUAAAACUGACGUCAGAUACGAAGUGAAGUCUGACGCGGAGGUUGUAGCGAGCGUGGACUUAAAUACGGCUAUAGCUUUGAUUAAUAGAUACUGCGGCAAGCUACCAUCAGACACGUUCACUCGCCUCGCCCCGCAAUGGUGGAUGGAAACAGUCCAACUACCCGACGAGAGUGGAACACACCGCACCGCGUACAUCUGCACGCUGCGACUGCCUCUCAACUGUCCCGUCAAGUACAAUAUAGUGGGUCACCCGAUGCCUACCGUGGUGUUGGCUAAACGGAUGGUAGCCCUGCAGGCUUGCAGGAUCCUUCAUAAGUCCGGGGAGCUGGACGACAACCUCAUGCCUAUAGGCAAGGAAAACUUCAAAGCGGCCGAGUUGGAAACGAACAGCAACACUGACGACGAGACGAACGACAGCGCCAGACCGGGCACCACCAAGCGUAGACAGUAUUAUUACAAACGGACCGCGUGGGCGUUCACAGAUUGUCAGCCGGUCAUAGACACGAGCGAUUCAGAGAUAGACUCACCAGAGAACGGUGCACCAGAAGGAACACCCACAGAAAAUAAGGAGAUUAAAGGUGAGUGUAAGAUAGAUAUAAAACUCCCCAUAUCUUUGGGAGAUGUGUAUGACAAGGUAAGUAUGAUGUUACUAACUAGCAAUCUAACGGAAUCCUCUCGCGUGAACCUCAUUUUAAACGAUUACUUAAUUAUUAAACAUUCGCACGCCGGAGUAAUAAACCAGUGCGAGUUAUAUUCUCGCGACGGGACGGGACCUGUUCGAAUGUUUCUUGCAAUAAAUAUGUGGAGAAGUGGAAUUAGAAGAGCAUUGGUUUGCGAAGUUAUUCAUUAUGAAGGUAUUCUCGCAGGCGGCAAGCGCAACAUGCUGUACGCCAUAGUGUGCAGGCUGUGCUGCGCCCUCCCCGAGCGCUACAACACGCGCGGCAGGAGGCUGCACGCGCCGCAGCACGCCGCGCAGGCGCUCGGGAUACUCAUGGCCAGGGACAGGCCCACCAGCCUGCAGAUCCCCGCGUUUCCUGUGUACACCCGGUCCGGGGAGGUCCGCGUCAGCGUAGAACACGUGCCUGACGCUGACGUCAGGGUGUCGCCGCGCAGAGGCCGACUCGUCAGGCGGUUCAUGCGGUUCGUGUUCUCGGAGGUGCUGCGCGUGCGCCGGCGCGGCAUGCGGCUGCACAGCGACGGCUCCACGCACAACAACUACUACAUCGUGCCGACGAUCAAGACGACUCGACCGGACGGCACAACGAAGAUAGACAUCGACUGGGCGUUCCUGGAAGUAAUAUACAGGCAUACAGAAGAGAAGAAGCAUUCGGAAGUGGAGAACGUGAUGCUGUGGCAGCAAGACGAGGAAGAUGAGGGCAUCGGGGAAGAGAAGACGAAGACUAAAGAAGAAGGCAAGCGGAAGAUGGACAACCCCCUGCUCAAGCCAGGGGAGACCUUUGUAUUCGACGCGGAGAAGUAUCGGGAGGCCGUGGUCACUCCUUGGUACAGGAACCAAGAUCAGCCUCAGUUCUUUCUAGUGGCCGAGAUAUGUUGGAAUCUGACCCCGGACUCCGCGUUUCCUUCCGCCCUGCACACCAGUUUCCGGAACUACUAUCAGAGUAAAUAUGGAGUAGUACUCACUCAGCCUGAUCAGCCGUUGUUGGAUGUCGAUCAUACUAGCGCUAGACUCAACUUGUUGACGCCUAGGUACGUGAACCGCAAGGGCGUGGCGCUGCCGGUGUCGUCGGAGCGCACGCGCCGCGCCAAGCGCGACCGCCUCGACCAGAAGCAGAUCCUCGUGCCGGAGCUGUGCCACGUGCAUCCCUUCGCCGCGCCGCUGUGGUUCGCCACCGUGGCGCUGCCCUGCGUGCUGUACAGGAUAAACGCUCUCCUCAUAGCUGAUGAGAUCAGACGAGCGGUGGCCAUCGACGUGGGUCUCGGGGUCCCGAAAAUCGAUGAGGACACGAUGCCGGGGUUCCAGUGGCCUCCUCUUGACUUCGGAUGGAGUUUGGCUGAG
Messenger RNA from Manduca sexta (tobacco hornworm), 2721 nucleotides. Its product is annotated as endoribonuclease Dcr-1-like. Gene Ontology annotation, biological process: pre-miRNA processing; apoptotic DNA fragmentation; siRNA processing. The record is from RefSeq and is a predicted model, not a curated record. Lineage: Eukaryota; Metazoa; Arthropoda; Insecta; Lepidoptera; Sphingidae. Gene Ontology annotation, molecular function: deoxyribonuclease I activity; RNA binding; protein binding. Gene Ontology annotation, cellular component: nucleus; RISC complex; cytoplasm.